AUGGAAGAAAUUACGAAUCAAAAUAGAAAUUCCAAUAUGAAUAGAACACAUUCUUAUGAAAAUAAUCAAAUAAUACCAAGGUAUGAUUCUGAAAAAGAAAAAGAAGAAAAGAGUUUGAUAAGUAAUAUAUUUUCAACAAGAAAACCGAAACAUGCUGGUGCUGGUUUAGUUUCAGGUUUAAAAUCAGUUACAAAAGGGAUAAUAGUUGGGACUAGUUGUUUAUUUAUUUCUCCUUAUUUAUGUGCUAAAGCAGAAGGUGUUAAUGGUUUUUUUAAAGGAAUGUUUUUUGGAUUGCUAAGUGCGAUUAUUAUUCCAAUAAUGUCUUUGGGAGUAGCUAGUUAUCAAAUAGGAAGAGGUAUUAUAAAUACACCUGAAUCGAUAAGCAAAAAAGCCUCAGGAAAAAUAUGGGAUGAAGAGAAAAGAGAGUGGCAUGACUUUUAUUAUAAUUUAGAUGAAGAAGCUAAUGAAGUAUUAAAUGAAAUUGAUGAUAAAAAUAAUACAUUUGACAAAAAAGAUGAAAAUAAUGAUGAUGAAUAUUAUAAUAAGAAUGGAAACAUAAAAGUAAAAAAUGAUGAAUUUUAUAGAAUUUUAAAAGUACCAAUAGAUGCUAGUCAAAAUGAAAUAAAAAGGCAGUACUACAAACUUGCUAAAGAAUUUCAUCCCGAUAAAUGCUCUGAUUUAAAAGCAAAAGAAGAAUUUCAGAAAAUUGGAGAGGCAUAUCAAGUUUUAGGAGAUAUUGAAAGAAGAAAAAGAUAUGAUAAGGAAGGAAAAACAGCUUUAAAUAAUAUGCAAUUUAUUGAUUCAACAUUUUUUUUUACCUUAUUAUUUGGUAGUGAAAAAUUAGAUCCUUAUAUUGGAAAGUUAAGGAUGGUUAUGUAUGUAGAAUAUGAGCAAUUAUAUAAAGAUGAGGAUGUACAACGUAUUAUUAUAAAGGAACAAAACAAGAGAGAAGUUCAAUUAGCUUUACAUUUAAGAGAAAUAUUAAAUAAUUAUAUAUAUGGAAAUCAAGAAGAGUAUUUAAAUAAAUUUAAAAAUGAAGUUAAAGAAUUAUGUCAGACAUCUUUUGGUCAUGUAAUAUUAGAAAAUGUUGCGUGGUCAUAUGAAAAUUGUGCUAAUCAAUUUUUAGGAGAUAAAUACAGUUUAUUUGGACUUAGUGGAAAGUACUACAAAAUGCAACAGAAAAAAAGAGUCAUAGGUACAGGAUUUAAAUUUGUAAAAACAUUAAUUAAAACUAGUUCAUUAGCAAAUCAAAUUAAAAAAAAAGAAGAUGAAAAUAUUUCUUUAGAAAAAACUGCAAAAGUUAAUAAAAAAAUUGAAGAUUCUUUACCAACCAUUGUAGAAACUAUGCUCAACAUAUGCUUAAUUGAUAUUGACCAAACUAUAAAAGGAGUAUGUAAAAAAGUUUUUACUGAUAUGUCUGUAGAUGAAAAAAUGAGAAAAACUAGAGCAGAAACUCUCAUUAUAUUAGCCAAAGUUAUGAAAAAAAUUAUAUAUGAGUUUAAAAAAAAUAAUGAAAUAAUGGAUACUAAAAAGUUGUUCGAAGAUGCGUGUAUAAGGGCUUGCCAAAGGCAGGAUGAAGAAAAUAUUUAA
Molecule: messenger RNA, 1590 nt
Organism: Plasmodium relictum
Lineage: Eukaryota; Apicomplexa; Aconoidasida; Haemosporida; Plasmodiidae
Product: DnaJ protein, putative
Exons: 4
Coding region: 1-1590 (529 amino acids)
Source: RefSeq, a predicted model, not a curated record